UAAUUGAAGAUUCCUGCUAACAGAACGGUUGAAUGAAAUGAGGAAAAUCCAAACCACAAAAUAAUAUCGCAAACGUUUGUAUGACAAGAGUUUUACUUCACUUUGCUUCAGAAAACCGGCUUUGCAACACGCGAGCCGUUUAUUUACACAGAAUUUUAUAAAGAGUGAUUUAUUUUGAAGUAUUUACAAAUGAUAUUUAUAAAUUAAAGUGUUGUGGUUAGUGGUACUAUGAUAACCUUUUGUGUCGAGUGACUUUGCAUUGAUCGUUUGUGUCUUGGACUGACUUCAGUUUUAGCAGAUAUGGCUGCGAAUAAAGCUGCUGUAGUCGUCAUGCUAUCAAUAUUAGCUCUCGUUGAAGCAAAGCCAAAAUGCAAAACGUUUGCAGAUAACGUUGUCUGCGUAGCCGGGAGCUCAGAUUACGAACUAGUGAGAGGCCUUGUGUCUGAUAAUAACAGAACAACAGGAAUAACUCUAAGAGACUGUAGAAUUACAAGCGUUGAAUACGAAUCGUUCAAUGAUCUCAAUUCGUUGACGUAUCUAGACUUAUCUAUGAACAAGAUACAGAGCUUAAAACUUGGUGUUAUAGAUGAACCUAAAAAGCUAACGUACUUAAAUCUCUCCUACAAUCAACUUACAGAAUUUCCUCUUGGACUAUUCGACCAGAUCACAAACCUAGACCUCAUAGAUUUGAAAGGAAACAGAAUUAAUAAGUUAGAGUUGGGAAUAUUUGAUACUCUUCCCAAGCUGAAGUUUGUAGACCUGUCAAGCAAUGCUUUUCUAGGCAAAGAUCUUAAUCCUUAUAUAUUUGACCAGAGCCCACAUAUAACAUAUAUGGAUUUUUCAAGAAACAAUAUGGAAGACUCGCCUGAGAAUUUGUUACAUGCUUUUCAAUCUCUAGAGACUUUAAACUUGGACAGGUGUUUCUUAAGCAAAGUUCCAAUCUUUGCAACUACGGCUAAUUUGAGAACAAUGAAACAUUUGAUUUUAUCCACAAAUCAAAUAACUAGUCUUGAUAACGCUGCUUCUUUUGUUAACCUGGAAAACUUGCAACAAUUGGAUUUAACAGCUAAUUUGAUUGAGACCAUCAACCCCAAUAUACUGUCGCCACUAAAACGUCUUCAGAAAGUGGACUUGAAAAAUAACAAGAUAGCAGUUAUACCAGAUAACCUAUUCAAAAAUUUGCCGAAGUUGAUUACAAUAGACUUAUAUGGAAAUCAACUGCAAAAUGUCCCCGUAAACGCUUUUAGAGGGAUUCCUUUGAAAAAUUUAAAUAUAGCAAACAACAAAGUGACAUACUUACAAGAUAACUUUUGUCUUGAACUGAGGAACUCAGGAGGGAAAAUAAAGAAAUUACUGUUUGACCCGAAUCCAUGGCAAUGUGCUUGUCUCAACGACUUGUUGAAAGAAGUCAAAAGACUUGGAAUUGAAUACAACAGUGGAAAAUAUGAUGGAAAACGUCCAGUUUGUGUUUCAACCUCUGAAUUUUCUUGCAAACGCCAGGAAAGUGUAAACGACUUGUAUAUUGAAAUGUUCAAUGAAGCUAAAAGGAAGUAUUUUAAACAACAGAAAAAGAAAUAAUAACGCCAUCUAUGAAAUAUGGAAAGAACUAAAUUGUUAGAAAUCUUUUCACGCGCGGGACCAGCGACAUCUGUUAUUUUAUAAUGUAAACAUAAGUUCACUAGUUCUUGGUUUUACCGUAAGAUGUCUCUGAUUUAAGACUGAAGUUUCAUGUUUUAGUUUUAGUUAAUUUUUGUUUUGUUUCACUCAAUUAAGGUAGUUAUUGUAAGAAUUUGCAGGCAGAAGUGUACAUUUAUGACUACACUUCCCCACAAGUAUGCGCUAUGUAAUAAAGAGUGAAACGGCCUUUACAGGUAGUCUAAAUUAAGUAGUAACCUUAAUACUCAAAACAAUAUAACAUACUUUUACUUAAUUUAUAUCCAAAAGAAAUUAUAGCUCUAUUACUCCACUAAUGCUCAAAACUAAAAUUGCUUCGAAAUUAAUAUAUUUUUAAUUUUAAAAACUCAAUUUGGCAAAUGAACUAAUAAUCAUAAACAAUGUUUUGCUGCCAUCAUUAUGGUUAAUCGGUUUCUAUUCGUCUAUGGAGUAUAAUAGACUAAACUCAUUUUUAUAGUUUCAAGUCAAUUUCAUAGAUUUUGAAACCACACACUUGAGAUCAGAAAAAAAUAUGCGCGACCCUUCUUAAGUGAGGGUUCUGUAGAAUUAAAAAUGUAAUUAUUAUUGUUAGUAGGUAUAUAGACGAUUGUGACAUUAUAACUAGGUAUUUUUAUUUUGUACAUUUUAACUAGGAUCUAUUUUUAAUAAUGAUUUUUUUAAUUAACAAAAAAAUCACGGUUUAC
Molecule: messenger RNA, 2357 nt
Organism: Spodoptera frugiperda (fall armyworm)
Lineage: Eukaryota; Metazoa; Arthropoda; Insecta; Lepidoptera; Noctuidae
Product: protein slit-like
Exons: 2
Coding region: 301-1578 (425 amino acids)
Cellular component (GO): plasma membrane
Molecular function (GO): protein binding
Source: RefSeq, a predicted model, not a curated record